CAGCCACUGGAGACCGGGGCUUAUGUUGAGCACAGUCACGCAGCGAGAGCAAAAAGUUACUUUUAUACGAUUACUUCAAAAAUGCGUCGAUUAAAUAAAGUUACUUUCAAGUCUAAAACAGGCUCCUUGUAGAAUGUAAAAAAGCUUUCUGCCUUUUAAGCGGACAGAAUGGUUGCGUAUUUGCUGUUGUAUCGGUGUGGUCUUGUUAAAGCUCUCACAUGAUGAGCUCUCUACCCCCUGUGAAAGGAGACAGGAUCAUCUGUGAACUCCCUUUGUACUUUACAAGGGACGCUGCGGUGCACACCAAAGACGGCUUCAACAUUACUGUUAAAGAGGCAUGUCAAGGACAGAAAGGAGGAUUGAAUGUGGCCAAGGUCAUUGUUGUUGGUGAUGUAGGAGUCGGAAAGACCUGUUUAAUAAACAGAUUCUGCAAAGACACAUUUAACAAGACGUACAAGGCGACUAUUGGAGUGGAUUUUGAGAUGGAGAGAUUUGAGGUCCUCGGGGUACCCUUCAGUUUACAGUUGUGGGACACAGCAGGUCAGGAAAGAUUCAGAUGUGUUGCAUCCACAUACUACAGAGGAGCUCAAGCCAUCAUUGUUGUGUUUGACCUGAGCAACUAUAACUCUUUGGAUCAUGCAAGAGAGUGGCUUGAGGAUGCCAUGAGAGACAAUGACCCUUCUAGUGUUCUCCUCUUCCUCGUGGGAACCAAGAAGGAUCUUAGCCACCCAGAUCAGUUGGCCCAAAUGGAGCAAGAAGCUGUUCGACUCUCUGAGGAGAUCAGAGCAGAGUAUUGGGCCGUGUCUGCGCUGUCAGGGGAAAGUGUGAGAGAUUUCUUUCUACGGAUUGCUUCACUUACAUUUGAAGCCACUGUAUUGUCUGAGCUGGAGAGGAACAAUUCUAGACAAGCUAGUGAUAUUGUCAAAAUCUCUAACAAUUGUGAUGAAAAAUUUAAGAAGAGGCAAUCCAGCUGCUGUCAUUGACUUUCAAAUGGCAAUAGAAGUGUUUCUGGAAUCCAGAUUUUGGCAUGAUGUCCCAUAAUGUCCCAUAAUGCCCUGACACACAUCUUUGAGUGGAAGAAAAAAUAAUACAAACAGAGGACUUGGCCAGUGAAAUGAGAAUCUCAACAAGAAUUCAUCUGAAAGUGAAUUCACCUAGAAGUGUAUUAAUGAAUCCAUGAUAUAUUUCAUGUGUUUCCUAGAUAGGAAAUUGAAAGCAUUUUCUUUCUCAUUAUUGUAUUAGAUGUUUAUUAUGUGGACACACUGCAAUUGAGUUUCUCAUGGACUAUCAUAUAACCAGAAUUUUGUCCAAAAAUAUGUGAAUUAUUAUCCCAAUCAUAAAGAGGCUUAAAUCUGUAAAUCUGUCUAUAAAUACUUGGUGUCAUUUACUGGCAUUUCAAGUCUAUUACAUAAAGCGAUGCAAAUCCCUAAAAUUUUGACGGUAAUGAGUUCUGCCUUCAUAUUUGAUUUUUGUCUUAGUAAACAGCAGUGCUUAUGUGCUGAAAACUUGAGAGGUCACAUUCAAUGCCCUCCUGGCGGUUCUGAGUGGAUGUUUUGUAAAUGUAGCCCUUGUUUUUCAUUGCAUCAUGAGUUUCUCUGGCUAAUAUGAUACAUAUGCCUGCACUCAUGACCACAGGUUCUGCUGCUGUCUGCACCGACACGAGAUUCCCACUGUGAGCUAAAUGGAAGGAUUGUUAAAACGUAAAUGGAGAAGCAUCACUUAUGCAAAAAUGAGUAACAAAUAUCCCACUAUAACAGAACUAUAUUGUGUGUGUGAAAUGUCCGCUCAAGUCUUCAAGAGAGAAUAAAGGCUAAAAUCACAAAAAGGUGUAAUUUUUUUUUAAUUAAGUAUUUUUGUCCACUAAUAGCUUUUGACAGCUUGUGGAAGCUGCUCGUGUCUCUUAAUCAAAGACAGGAAAACUCUUUUAGUCACAU
Molecule: messenger RNA, 1934 nt
Organism: Onychostoma macrolepis
Lineage: Eukaryota; Metazoa; Chordata; Actinopteri; Cypriniformes; Cyprinidae
Gene: rab34b
Product: RAB34, member RAS oncogene family b
Exons: 11
Coding region: 219-983 (254 amino acids)
Biological process (GO): phagosome-lysosome fusion; endocytosis
Molecular function (GO): GTP binding; GTPase activity
Source: RefSeq, a predicted model, not a curated record